UUCUUUUCACAGUGGUGAAGACAAGAAUUGAGGGAUGAGUUAUUAGGGUUUUGCACUUUUUUCACUUUUCAGUGAUGAAAUCAUUAAGUUUAGCUUUUGGGUUAUUCAAAAUGAAGAAAUGGUAUGGUGGAGUGUUGAUUGUAGUUCUUGCCAUAGUCUUGGUUUUCAGUUAUAGCCUUAGAGAAACCCAACCUAGCCUUGGAGAAAACCCACCAAGCUCUACGGAAACUCGAACGAAGAAGCAAUCGGCCUACGAGUUCUUCAAUAACCAUCCGGCCGAAGAUGCUGGUGGGAAGGGGAAUGAUUCCCCUGAACCUCCCAAGGUGGAAGCUAGGAACCCAAUCUUGAUAAAGAAACCCAAACUUGUCAAUGUUGAAGGGCUCAAUGAUUUGUAUGUUCUGAGUAAUGUUUCUCAACAGGAGUCGAAGGUCUUGCUUUUGUGGCCUCAUAUGCGGUCUCUGUUGUCGAGGUCUGAUGCUUUACCCGAAACUGCUCAGGGGAUUAAAGAGGCUGCUAUGGCAUGGAAAGAAUUACUCGCCUUUAUUGAGGAAGAGAAAACUACCAAGCUUAGUCAUAACAUCGGACCGAAAGAGCUAAAUUGCCCUUUCUCCGUAAGCAGCCUCAACAAUGCAUUGUUCAGUGGUGGAAAUAUACUCGAACUGCCUUGUGGUCUAGUUGAGGAUUCAUCCAUCACAUUGAUUGGUAUCCCUAAUGGGAGCUAUCGGAGCUUUGAAAUCGAUCUUGUGGGAUUGAACUUGUCAGAGGAUCCGAAACCUCCUAUUCUAUUGCAUUACAAUGUUAGUGUUGCCAGAGAUAAUAUGACGGAAGAACCAUUUAUAGCUCAAAAUACAUGGAAUAAUGAAAUCGGCUGGGGAAAAGUGGAAAGGUGUCCUGCUCAUCCAUAUUCCAAUAACAUAAAAGUUGAUGGACUUGGCCUUUGCAAUGAACAACUCGUUAGAAGCACUAUGGAAGAAAAUCAGAAUGUAAGUCUUUCUAGUGGUGAUGCCUUGACAAAUGCUUCCCAGGGAAGCAGUCAUUCGAGUGCUAAUUUCCCAUUUGUUGAAGGGAAUCCAUUCACGGCAACGUUAUGGAUUGGUUCAGAGGGGUUCCAUAUGACUGUAAAUGGAAGGCACGAAACAUCGUUUGCUUACAGGGAGAAACUUGAACCAUGGUCAGCUAGCGGAGUCAAAGUUGCUGGUGGCUUGAAUCUCUUAUCUGUAUUCGCCAAAGGCUUGCCCGUUCCUGAAGAUCAUGAUCUAAUAGUCAAUUCCAAGCUACUUAAAGCUCCUGCAAUUACUAGGAAAAGACUUCAAAUGUUGGUUGGGGUCUUCUCCACUGGAAACAAUUUCGAGCGCCGUAUGGCAUUGAGAAGAUCUUGGAUGCAAUUUGAGGCUGUACGCUCUGGGGAUGUAGCAGUCCGGUUCUUUAUUGGCCUUAAUAAGAACUUACAAGUCAACUUCGAGCUGUGGAAAGAAGCUCAAGCAUAUGGAGACAUCCAAUUUAUGCCCUUUGUUGAUUACUAUAGCCUGAUCAGUUUGAAAACUAUUGCAAUUUGCAUUAUGGGGACUAAGAUCCUCCCUGCAAAAUAUAUCAUGAAAACAGAUGAUGAUGCCUUUGUCAGGAUUGAUGAAGUUCUCUCCAGCCUCAAGGAAAGGCCAUCCAAUGGCCUGUUAUAUGGCCUUAUAGAGUUCGAAUCAUCUCCUCAUAGGGAAAAAGACAGCAAAUGGUAUAUCAGUGACGAGGAAUGGCCACAUUCUUCGUAUCCGCCAUGGGCCCAUGGUCCGGGUUAUAUCAUCUCUCGAGACAUUGCAAAGUUCAUCGUCCAAAAGCACCAAGAAAGAGAACUCAAGCUUUUCAAACUAGAAGAUGUCGCAAUGGGUAUAUGGAUCGAAGAAUUCAAAGAAGGGGUCGAAGUGCACUACAUGACCGAUGAUAGAUUCUACAAUGCCGGUUGUGAAUCGAAUUACAUCCUGGCGCACUAUCAAGGCCCGAGGAUGGUGUUAUGCCUUUGGGAUAAGUUGCAGAAAGAGCACGAGGCCCACUGCUGCGAGGAACCAAGCAUUUAACCGUGCUCUUGAGGGAGUGAUGAUAUAUGCAGUUAUGUCACCAUGUCUUUACAAGAUUUCGAGCGACUCGAAUCUCGGUUUACUUGUGUAACACGAAACCUAUCUUGUGUAAUGUUAUUUGUUCAUUUGUUAAUUCUUUGGCAUACGUAGAAAUAGGAUCCGGGAAACUGUUUUUGUGCUUAUAG
This is a messenger RNA of Hibiscus syriacus, 2251 nucleotides long. RefSeq names its product hydroxyproline O-galactosyltransferase GALT3. Gene Ontology annotation, cellular component: Golgi membrane. The record is from RefSeq and is a predicted model, not a curated record. Gene Ontology annotation, molecular function: carbohydrate binding; galactosyltransferase activity. Lineage: Eukaryota; Viridiplantae; Streptophyta; Magnoliopsida; Malvales; Malvaceae.